UUUCUUUAGAAAGGGGAAAACCCGAUGCAAAAUCUUCUCCCUCUGAAAGACUAAAUACACUGAGUCUAGUCUAGUCACAUGCUGCGCUGAUUAGCUAGCCUAACAUCAGCAUGUCUUUGCUAAUGAGUGCUCUGGAAUGGCUGUUUGCUCACCCGGGGUUGUGUGUGGCAUUGCUAUUAGCCCUCACACUGACCCCCUUCCUCCGGGGGUUGCUGCAACACCUGAGAGUGUACCUUGGCUUCAGGGGCAUUUCCAUGGACUCUGGUCAUAUGCACUUCUUCUUUGGACACUCUCCAUGGAUCCUAGAGGACGCGGGUCGCGCUCUCGACUGGUUUAGAGACGGAUCUUUGAAGAAUAAUGCGAAAUUAAUCAAAUUCUGUUACGGGCCCACCCUCUACCAGCUGGGUGUGGUGCACCCUGACGGUGCAAAGGUCAUUCUCAAGGGAGACCCCAAAUCUGAGCAGAUAUACAGUCCUCUGGAGCCGUGGUUAGGCAAGGGUUUGCUGAUUGCCAACGGGGCUAGAUGGGCGCGUAACCGUCGUCUCCUCACACCGGCCUUCCACUACGACAUACUGCGACCUUAUCUCAAGAUCUACGCAGACUCUGCCCGUACUAUGAGUGAGCUGUGGUCAGCUGUGCCUGAGGGCGAGUCCUUCAACGCGUUCUCCUACAUCAGCCUGUGUACACUGGACGUCAUGCUCCAGUGUACUUGCAGCUACAAUAGCAACUGUCAAAGAGAGAAGUCUCCGUACAUCAGUGCAGUGUAUGAACUGUCUGACCUCGCAGUCAAGAGAAUCGUGUCUAUCAGUUCUUAUUUUGACUGGAUGUACAUGUUGAAGCCGGAGUGUUGGAAGUACCGCAGUGCUUGUCAGGUGGUCCACAAGUUCUCAAUGGAUAUCAUCCAACGAAGAAGAACAGCACUCAAGGACAAGAAGACAAGGGGAGAGAAUGUGUUGACAGGACGAAAGAGCAAAUACAUCGACUUCCUAGAUAUUCUCUUGGAAGCUAAGGAUUCUGACGGUGUGGGCAUGACUGACUUGGAGAUUCGGGCGGAGGUGGACACUUUCGUCUUUGAGGGCCACGACACCACAGCUGCAGCGAUGGCCUGGACCCUGUACAACCUUGCCCUCCACCCUGAGCACCAGGCCAAGUGUAGGGACGAGGUGGACGCCAUCUUUGAUGAGAAGGAUGAGAUAGGAAUAGAGGAGCUGAAGAAGCUGGACUACCUCAAGUAUUGUAUCAAGGAGAGCCUCCGCCUCUUUCCCCCGGUGGCCGCUAAUGGGCGUGUCCUAGAGAAGGAUACAACCAUCAACGGGCGAAUGGUCCCUAGAGGCACGCCAUUGCUCUGCUUCAACUACGCCAUUCAUAGGCAUCCUGACUUCUGGGAGAAUCCAGAUGAGUUCGACCCACUUCGGUUUGCUCCUGAGAACUCCAGGGACAGACAUUCUCAUUGUUUUGUGCCUUUUGCUGCAGGACCGAGGAACUGCAUUGGACAGGAGUUUGCUAUGAACGAAGAGAAGGUGAUUCUCUCUCACUUGUUGCGGAGGUUUGAGUUCACUCUGGACGAGAGUAAGACAGUGGAGAAGGAGUUCCUCAUCAUACUACGCCCCAAGGACGGCUUAUACUUGAAACUGAAGCACAGGAACUUGUGAUCUGAUUGGCUGGAAUUGUUAUAGAUGUACGUACAACACAACCUUAAUCGUAUUGUAGCUGUUAUUUUUGAUAAUGUUUUUUUGCUCUAAUUAGAAAUAUAGUGUGGUCAAUUUUUACGAUUUUUCA
Molecule: messenger RNA, 1779 nt
Organism: Halichondria panicea
Lineage: Eukaryota; Metazoa; Porifera; Demospongiae; Suberitida; Halichondriidae
Product: cytochrome P450 4B1-like
Exons: 12
Coding region: 111-1652 (513 amino acids)
Molecular function (GO): iron ion binding; heme binding; oxidoreductase activity, acting on paired donors, with incorporation or reduction of molecular oxygen
Source: RefSeq, a predicted model, not a curated record